AUGGAUUUGUUUAUUAUAAACAGAUAUAAGGGCGAUGAUGUAGAUGAAGACUUAAUUGAUAGAGAAACUAAACAUUUGCAAGAAUUAAAACAAAAGAUAGAAGAAAGAAAAAAAUUGCAAGUGAAACUACAAGUCCCAGAUACAAUUACACUUAAACAGCAAGAUACUGCAAAAAAAACACGCAGUGGAAAAACUUUAACUUUUGUUUUACCAAUCAUUCAGAUCUUAAUGGAUGAAAUUGGACACUACACAAGAGCGUUAAUUGUUUUACCAGUACAGGAGUUAGCCUUGCAGGUUGCUAAAGUAUGUAAGAAGUAUUGUACAAAUACUGGCUUAAGAGUUGCCUUAUUGAUGUGGUUCAACACCAUUACAUCAAGAACAACAACAGCUUAUGAAAUACAG
Molecule: messenger RNA, 402 nt
Organism: Iphiclides podalirius (scarce swallowtail)
Lineage: Eukaryota; Metazoa; Arthropoda; Insecta; Lepidoptera; Papilionidae
Source: the annotation of a GenBank genome assembly